Durio zibethinus is the source of this 2882-nucleotide messenger RNA. Its product is annotated as golgin candidate 1-like. NCBI's taxonomy places the organism in Eukaryota, Viridiplantae, Streptophyta, Magnoliopsida, Malvales, Malvaceae. Gene Ontology annotation, cellular component: Golgi cisterna; Golgi membrane. Gene Ontology annotation, biological process: retrograde transport, vesicle recycling within Golgi; Golgi organization. The record is from RefSeq and is a predicted model, not a curated record.
UAUUUUGGAAUAACAAUAAGGCCCCUGUAACGAAAUAACUGCAGAAACGGCAUCUUCAAGUCUUCUUAAGAAAAAAAUAUGUUUUUUUAAAAGGCUCAAGCGCUAUUCCAAAAUUACCAAUAAUAUUUUGAUUUGAUAGUGGCAGAGAUCUAGCUUGUAAACGUCUAAUUAUAACUACGCCGAAUUUCAUCGCCGCCGUCUGAUAAUCUCCCUUGCUGGUGCAUGGAAGGGCUGUGGAUCCAUCUGUAGGGCACGAUUUUCAAUUUAUUCAUAACUAAUGGCUUCGUGGCUCAAAGCCGCAGAAGAUUUAUUCGAAGUUGUAGAUCGAAGAGCAAAGCUGGUUGUUAGUGAACUGUCAGAAGAGCAAUCUGAUUCUCAGUUAGAAGGUUCUUCAGAAAAAAAGACAAAGUCAAGGACAAAGGCUCAAAAAAGACUUUCUACAACUAAAUCUCCCAAACCUAGUGAUACUGUACGUGAACACAAAAGUUCAGAAGGGUUACAAUCAGAUGUAACACCUGAGAAAGAUAAGGGUACUCUUUCUUCUGACAAUGAGGGAAACCCUAGUGCUAAGUCUAUGGUCCAGACAAGUAGUGAUCUGUAUAGCAACAAUGAGAAAGAUAACCCUAGAAUUCCUUCAUCUGAGGCAUUGGACACUGAUCUGGUUAAACAUGAUUCUGAUCAGGAAGAAGUCUCUGCAAUUGUUCGCAAUGCAGAAGCUUCAUUGUCAACUUCAAAUGGGGAGCUUCUCAAUGAGAAUGCUUCUGAUGUUCAUGUGGAGCACCCUCCUUCACCGGUAGCUGCCAAAGAUAUUGAGGUUCUUAGUGAAGAUCAUUUAACUGAUGGUAGGCAAAAUAUUGAAUCCCAAAGUGCAGAUGUUCCUUCAAAGACUCACCAAGAGAGGUCACAACCUGUAGCUGCUGAUUCUCCUGUUAACACUGAAGCUCAAUUAAAUGAAGAUGAUGUUAAAGUUGAAACUCCUGUGAAUCAAAAGAAGCCACAUGAGCAAAAUUCUGAUACUCCUCCAACGAUAGUCCAGGACCAACUAGAUGAGGCUCAAGGACUGCUUAAAACCACCAAUUCCACUGGUCAAUCAAAAGAGGCAAGGCUAGCUCGGGUUUGUGCUGGACUGUCAUCCCGUCUUCAAGAAUAUAAAUCUGAGAAUGCACAGCUUGAGGAGCUUCUAAUUGCUGAGAGAGAGCUGAGUAAGUCUUAUGAGGCUCGUAUAAAACAACUACAGCAAGAUUUAUCUGUAUCUAAGAGUGAAGUAACAAGGGUAGAGUCAAAUAUGGUUGAGGCUUUGGCAGCAAAGAACUCUGAGAUUGAGGCACUUGUCAAGUCUAUGGAUGCACUUAAGAAACAAGCUGCUUUAUCUGAAGGAAAUCUGGCAUCACUGCAGGCAAACAUGGAGUCUGUUAUGAGAAACAGGGAAUUGACAGAGACGAGGAUGAUGCAGGCCCUACGUGAGGAGUUGGCUUCUGCAGAAAGGAGAGCAGAAGAAGAACGUGCAGCACAUAAUGCUACCAAAAUGGCUGCUAUAGAAAGGGAAGUUGAAUUGGAACAUCGAGCUGUUGAGGCAUCUGCAGCUCUUGCUAGGAUCCAGAGGGUUGCAGAUGAGAGGACAACAAAAGCUGCAGAGCUUGAGCAGAAGGUGGCACUUCUUGAGGUAGAAUGCGCAUCUCUAAAUCAAGAAUUGCAAGAUAUGGAAGCUCGAGCUCGUCGUGAACAAAAGAAGUCCCCUGAAGAAGCAAAUCAAAUGGUUCAGAUGCAAGCAUGGCAUGAGGAAGUGGAGCAUGCACGGCGAGGUCAAAGAGAUGCUGAGAGCAAGCUCUCUUCGCUAGAGGCUGAAGUACAGAAAAUGAGGGUUGAAGUGGCUGCCAUGAAGAGGGAUGCUGAGCAUUAUUCACGCCAGGAGCAUAUGGAGCUAGAGAAACGCUACCGAGAACUAACUGAUCUAUUGUACUACAAGCAAACACAGUUAGAAACUAUGGCUAGUGAAAAAGCUGCAGCUGAGUUCCAGUUGGAGAAGGAAAUAAAGCGUCUUCAAGAAGCACAGGUUGAAGUAGAAAGAAGUAGAGUUCCUCAUCGGGCAUCAUCUUCCUGGGAGGAAGACACUGAAAUCAAAGCACUUGAGCCUCUUCCUUUGCAUCACCGACAGAUGGCUGCUGCAAACAUACAGUUACAGAAGGUCGCAAAAUUCCUGGAUUCAGGGGCAGUCAGGGCCACAAGAUUUCUUUGGCGAUAUCCAAUAGCUCGAAUAAUCUUGCUAUUCUAUCUUGUGUUUGUACAUCUCUUUUUGAUGUAUUUGUUGCAUCGCCUUCAGGAACAAGCGGACAAUUUUGCUGCUAGGGAACUCGCAGAAUCUAUGGGUCUUGCCAACCCUAACUUACCAUAAUUGGGCAAAAUGCCCCAGGUUUAUAUGCAAUGAUCCAAGAACUGAUCAAGAAGUAUGAAGCUAUAGAAGAUGCAUAUAGCGGAAGUCAAUCACUCCCAUUCUGGAUAUGCAAAUAUUCUUGGGAGCAAAUACUGCAGAUUGGAACUACUAGCAAAACUAGAUUUUGAUGCAUUUAUGAAAUUAAGAUGCAUCAAGCGGCUGCUAACUGUCCAAUGUCGAUAUACUACCAUUUUUACAUAAAUUUGAUUUUUGAAACGAGAAUGGCAAAAUCAGAAAUGAGAAGCUGCAUGUUGUAGAAUGCAGAUCCAAAGUCAUUAUCAUGUGAAGCAAAUAUUCUUUUAUAUGCAUACAGGUAAUUGUGGAAUCCUAACUUUUGCUUUUGACCUGUUCUUAACGUCGUAGAGUGGAAGUUCUGGAAUAUACAUGUAUGUGAAACUUAACUUUAACUAAGUAAUAUUAUACUAUGUUUGGAUGAAAAGGGAAAGAAAGA